This is a messenger RNA of Camellia sinensis, 459 nucleotides long. The record is from RefSeq and is a predicted model, not a curated record. NCBI's taxonomy places the organism in Eukaryota, Viridiplantae, Streptophyta, Magnoliopsida, Ericales, Theaceae.
AUGUUUACCUUGCAUGUGCUUGAUAACUCCCUGCAUGGCCCUCUAAAGGAGCUCAUUAUUUUCUUUGAAUGUCCAUUCUCGGAAAGGGUGUGGUCUUGUAUUAAAGGUAAAAUCAAUGUUGAUUGGCCAUCCCUCCUUUGGGAUGAUUUGGUCCAGCUCAUUGCUAAAUCUGUGAAAGGGAAAUCCCUAGUGGCUAUUAUUACCAAGCUUGCAUUUACUUGUACUGUGUACCAGUUAUGGGUUGCUAGGAAUAAUAGAGUGUUUAGUAAAGAUAUGGUCCCUGAAGAGGUUGUUAUUAAGUGUAUUGUGGAUAUGGUUAGAUUCAGGGUAAUGCAUAUUACCAAUUUGAAGACUAACCAUAAUGACAGAUGGUAUCUUAGCUCAUGGAAAUUGCCUCAUACUAUGCUGAAGCGUGCUGCUGCUGAUGUGAGGAUUGAGAGUUCACAAAAUGUGGGUUGA